AAUUCCUCUAGUUGCUAUCUUUUGUUUCAUGCAGAUACUAAAGUAAAGGCUCAUGUGAGAGACAGGGGGAGACAGAGAAAGGAGAAUAGAGCCAAUAGAAACCCCACCCAUCAGUAGGUGGAGGACUGGUUUGGAGGAGGAGCACUCAUAUCUGUACAGUACAGCGAGUACCUUCAGUGUUAGAGAAAGAGACGGAGUAAGGGAGGAAGGAAAUCUUAGUGCAGACAAAAGCGCUCUUUCUGGCUGGAGUUUGUUUACCACUUCCCGGGGAAACUUCACCAAAAACUCUGGGAUUUAUUUCACAUUUCUUUCACUUUUAGACGUUAAUGUGUUGCUCACUUUGGACCUGUGGAUCCUUUUUGGACUUGCAUUGAUAUUAUUAAGCCAUAUUUAUAUUACAGCAAACUUGUCAUCGUGUUAUUUUCGGAGCCAGCGGUGAUGUCCCACCACUGACAUGCACCAUCCGUCCAGACCACCAAACCGGUCCGAUGGCUCGGCCGCAGUAACGGCAACACAGGGGAGCGAAGGAGAUCCACCACCCGUCGGUGCCGCUGGAGCCUCAGCGCAAACCUCCCGUUCGAACGACUGCGGCGAGCGGAUUGGCCAUACCGAUUUCACCGGAGGAAGAGAGCCGGACUCGCCGUCCUGGUGCAGAACCAAAGCUAUCUCCCCUGUCGACAGCCUAGGCGUGUUUCAGAAGAGGUCUAUAUUCCACCUUCCUCGCCGCGCUUCAAGUGGAUAUUUCUCCUCUGAGGGCGACUCACUGCCGAGCUCCCCGCUCUCCCUGAGGCCAGUGACAGCUGACAGAGCUACGCAGACUCCGAGCCCCACCGGCCAGGUGAUGAACCAUGCCCUACAGCGCAUGGCUGGGGCGCAGGACGGAGGACCGACGACGCACCAGCAGCACGCUGGACAUGCACAUCACGUGAAGGACAAUCUCCUAGCCCCUCUAGCACGCGGCAACGAAACGCAGCAGGGGACAUGCAGGCGGAGGCAAUCGGACGAGAGCUCCGACGCAUUGGAGACGACUUCAAUAGACUGUUUCUGCUCAGGGGGGUGGCAGGCAGACAUAGACGGGUUGUGAUCCAUCCGAACCCGCUGCCACACAUCCACCAGGAGCCCACCGUGCUGCUCUGCGUGGGCCUUCUGAUCCUCCUGAUUGGACGAAUAAUCUACUUGCAAGGCAGUACAAACAGCCAGGACAACUCUCAGGUUUAGCCUUUGGAAAACCCAGCAGAAGUAGCGUAAUAAUGUAUCUGUAUUGAAUCCUUGUUGUUUUUUGGGGACCUGAUUUUUUUUCCAGUGGUGGAAGGAGACUUUGGACCCUGUUUAUCUUAAUUUCGAUGGAGAUAAUUUGUUGACACCUUUGAGGAGCUCUGAAAUGCCUGGAUUUGUGUUUUUUCACCUCUGCUCCUUCACGGUCUCUGAGCCUUUGCAAUGCUACCAAAGAGCCGGGAAUUUGCACUUCUUUCCAGCGCAGAGGUGGUCAUGUCACCUAAAUAUGCCUCUGUGCAAAAUGACGCCUGUGGAAAUUCAAAUGUGCCUUGUACAGUUUCCUAUUUACUUUUUUAGCUUCUUUUAAGGUGUUUUUAUUGUACAGAGAUUAUGAAUUCCUCGUGUGAUCAACUCUGCAGACCCAGGAUUGUUAAAUGUGGGACCAGUCUGCAGAUUUCCCCCCAUCUUUUCCCUCUGAUGGUUUCAGACAGAGAAAAAUGAUCUUGCACUCCUGUCUUGUCACGAUCCAACAUGCAGCAGACUGAUUUGUGUGGGAACCAACUGGCCCAAAGUAAUCAUUUUUAUCCACCAUUUUUAUCUAAACUACUGUGUCAUUUAACACUUUGUUACCAUGAGUUACAUGUCUGCUUAUGUCUACAUAGUAAGUUAAUAAGAGUCCACUGUACACCAGGGUUUCCAGCCACAGAAAUUAAUUUUAUCCUGAUAAUUUGAGAACUAAAUGACACUGGAAUCGACGUAAGAGAUCAUCAAAUGUCAUGACAUGAUUACUAUUUCAGGGAGAGGUGAGGUGGGUAAUAAAAAAGUUGCUGUUGUCCUCAGCAACAAAACACCUUGUUCUGGGUGGCAGUACAGCAUUUGGAUUGUAAAAGAGUGGAAUGUUUUGAGGGAAAGUCAUCAUCAAGAAAAGCAGAUCGUUGCUCGCAGACACAAGUAUUUUGUACUGUUUGUACCAACACGUGGUAGGGGAAACAAUGCACUCUGGACUGACGAGCACAAACAAGUAAUUAAAUUACCCAACUUUCCCUAAAGAAAUCAAUCCUGUCCGAAUACAGUUUAAUACUGCGUUUGUUUGCAUUCAUGAGCAAAGUGUCCAUUUUGUUUUGUGUGUCAUAUUUCAAUACCCUGGGUCAAGUUUAAGUAACAGUAGCUCCUCCCACCGGUUGGCUAAUAUGUAAUCAGGUAAUCUGUAAUCAGGAUUAUGAUCUCUUCAAAGGUACUUUCAAUCGAUGCACCAAUCCUGCAGUUUAAAAAAGUGAGAACGCAGUUCUUUGAAAUUUCCACUAGUUUUCUAAACAUCUAUAGACAUUUCUUAUCUUGGAAUUGCAAAAUUAAUGUUUUAUCUAUGUAUUUCAUGACUACUUUAAAAUUUUACAAUUUACUGAACCUGCCCAGACAGAUUUUAACCUCCGCAUUGAUCAGUUUUACACAAACAAAACCUCAAGCAUUGAUACUCGUAAGAUGAUACUGUACCAACUUUACCAAAUGAUACCAUCCUCCCUCUGUACUGAAAGAACCUGUGUGUUUCUGUAACCCCUAGAGCCAGGUUGAAUGGUGAAGACACGUCACUUCCUCCCUAUUGAUUUAAAAUCUAACAUGAGAUAACCAAGCAUUUUUAUAAUCAUUUUUAUCACCAAAUACAGUCAGUAUACAUGGAUUUACAGGAUGGCUAUAAAUAACAUAAAGCGUACUACUUUAUAUUUUCUACAGUCAUCCUGUAAAUCCAUUCCCUCUUUGCUCUGAUUGUUUUCAGCAUUAAAACAAAGAGUUUACACAACAGCAGGAGCAGAAUGCUUCAGCAUUCUUACAAUACUAUGAUUUGUAACUAAUAUGUUACUAAGCUGCCCGGUUAGUGAGUGGAACUCAAGAGCAAGAUAAUGAACAAAAUAAAUAAUGGAAUCAUGUCAAUCAUUUAAACCAUUAAACAGUGUCAUUUCCUGCUGUCUUGUUUACUAUUGUUCUGUUUGCAUUGUUUUAAUAUUUAAAGCAAUUUCCUGCAAUACAGUGAGUGGUCUGUCACUGUUUUUUGUUUCAGCCUCUGGAUUUAACAUUAGCAACACAGACUGAAUGUAGUUGGCAAGUAUUGGUUUGUUGACAAGGUUAUCCGUUUAUUAGCCCAGUGAUUCAGACCUGGCCAAGUCUCAUCAUGCCUGUCAGGUCAUUAAACACAGAACAGAUUUUUGGAUGACAACCAAACACGGAAUAAUGCAGAGUCAAAGAGGGGUUUGUCACUGACUAGUUAGCCAACAGUAAGAUAUCAAACAGUGGUUAUGCAGGCUUCAGAUAAGGUCAAUUUAUUCUUAUCUUUGAAAUCUUUAGGCUUAUUAAAACAUAUUGGUUCGGUUGUCAUGUGAGGAACCAGCAAAAGAAGCUAUUCUUUUUGUAUGUUUUAGGUCUUGGCUUACUAAAAUGCAUGUUACCACUUACAACUGAUUAAAACUGAACCGGAACAACUAUAUUACAGCCGAAUAGCUUGCAAAGGUUUAAACGCCAUUGCCAAACCAAUCAGUUAAUUGUCAUCAUUGAAGCCUUCUUUCUUUUAAAACCAAAACAUACUAUUUCAAAACACUUCCGAUUAAGCAAAAAUCUAUGUGUGGCUUUGCCAAGUUUGUUCAAUCAGUGUCAGAAAAGCUGUUUGACUGAGAUCUGAAUAUAAUAAUGACCGCACUCACAUUUAAAGCUUUAAUCUUCAAUGGAAGUUUGUCU
Molecule: messenger RNA, 3939 nt
Organism: Sander lucioperca (pikeperch)
Lineage: Eukaryota; Metazoa; Chordata; Actinopteri; Perciformes; Percidae
Product: bcl-2-like protein 11
Exons: 5
Coding region: 455-1084 (209 amino acids)
Source: RefSeq, a predicted model, not a curated record